Molecule: messenger RNA, 1380 nt
Organism: Gloeophyllum trabeum ATCC 11539
Lineage: Eukaryota; Fungi; Basidiomycota; Agaricomycetes; Gloeophyllales; Gloeophyllaceae
Exons: 2
Coding region: 1-1380 (459 amino acids)
Molecular function (GO): oxidoreductase activity, acting on the CH-OH group of donors, NAD or NADP as acceptor; NAD binding
Source: RefSeq, a predicted model, not a curated record
AUGGCCGCGCCAGGCAGCAGCCAGGUAUCUGCCUCCAUCUCUCCGAGCUCGGUUUCUUUCCAUGAUAGGUUCAGGAGCAACUCCCUCGCCCUCAGCAACGGUGGCGUGCGGGUACCUAAGGUUUUGCAUCCUGUAGACAAUGAUGACCUCAAGCUCCUCAUUCUCGAGAACAUUAGCCAGGAGGCAGUCAAGGCUUUCCGCGCCCACGGCUUCCAUGUAGACCACUAUACCAGAGCCAUGUCCGAGGACGAGCUCGUGGAGAAGAUUGGCCAGUACCACGCUAUUGGGAUACGGAGCAAGACAAAAAUCACCGAGCGAGUGAUCAAAGCUGCGUCUAAGCUCCUCGUAAUUGGCUGCUUCUGCAUAGGAACAAACCAAGUCGACCUCCCGACCGCAGCCAGAGCCGGAAUACCCGUAUUCAACUCCCCUUUCUCCAAUUCCCGCUCGGUCGCUGAGCUGGUCAUAAGCGAAGUCAUCGCACUCUCUAGGCAGCUGUUCGAGCGGGCUUACGAGAUGCGCACUGGCGUUUGGAACAAGCAGUCGAAAGGCUGCUGGGAAAUCCGAGGAAAGACGCUGGGGAUUGUCGGCUACGGUCACAUCGGUUCGCAGUUGUCGGUCCUCGCCGAGUCCUUCGGCAUGCGCGUCCUGUUCCACGAUGUCAUCCCCCUGAUGCCCUUGGGCCAAGCGCGGCAGGUCGACUCGCUGGAGACGCUCCUCGCGGAGUCCGACUUCGUUACGCUUCAUGUCCCCGAGCUUCCUGAGACGACGAAUAUGAUCUCGGCCAAGGAGCUCGCGCAGAUGAAGAAGGGCGCAUACUUAAUCAACAAUGCUCGGGGGAAGGUGGUCGAUAUCCCGGCUCUCAUUGAGGCGUUGAAGUCCAAGCAUCUCGCAGGGGCUGCAGUCGACGUGUACCCGGCCGAACCUGCUUCGAACGGAGCACCCUUCGACGACCAGCUCAACUCUUGGUCUUCGACUCUCCGAUCUAUCCCCAACGUUAUCUUAACGCCACACAUCGGUGGGUCCACCGAGGAAGCCCAACGCAUGAUCGGCGAGGAGGUGUCCACGGCCGUGACGCGAUACCUGACCUCCGGCUCGACCCUUGGCGCCGUCAACUUCCCCGAGGUCGACCUGCGUGCCAUUACUCCCGACCAGACCAACAACGUGCGCAUCUGCCACGUUCACGUUAACCAGCCUGGUGUGCUUCGGCAAGUCAACGACAUUCUGUCGCCGUACAACGUCGAAAAGCAGUACUCCGACUCCAAGGGUGACGUCGCGUACCUCAUGGCCGAUAUCGCGGAUGUGAGCCCUAGAGACGUCAACAGCUUGCAAGAGAAGAUCAACAAAACAAGCGCAAACAUCUUGACGCGCUUGCUUGCAUAG